GCUGACCUAUGGUACCAGAGAAUCGCAGAUCUCAGGCCUUUUUCAAAGCUUUGCACCAAUCGUUAGUUGCGGUGUGCAUGUGUCUUUGAAAUUAUUCUCAGAAGAACACAUUAGACAAAAGAAAACCGAAGAUCGAGAGAAAAAUGUUUCGACUAGUAGCAAAGCAACGCACUGCCAUUGGUGCUGAAAUUGGAAAGCAUGUCAGGGCCAUUGCGACAUCACCCUUUCUAUCAAACAUGGUACCCAUGAGCAAAUUUGACCCAAACAAUGCAAUUAAUUAUGAGAAAAUGGACAGUAAUCUGAAAAUUAUUAAAGACAGGUUACAAAGACCACUUACUUUGUCUGAGAAGGUCCUAUACAGUCAUAUUGAUGACCCUAUCAACCAAGACAUUGAAAGAGGAAAGUCCUAUUUGAAGUUGCGCCCAGAUCGAGUUGCCAUGCAAGAUGCUACUGCACAAAUGGCAAUGUUGCAGUUCAUUUCAAGUGGUCUGCAAAGGGUUGCUGUACCUUCCACAAUUCACUGUGACCAUUUGAUAGAAGCACAACUGGGAGGAGAUAAAGACUUGGCACGGGCUAAAGAUAUCAACAAAGAAGUGUAUAACUUUCUGGCCAGUGCUGGUGCAAAAUAUGGUGUUGGUUUCUGGAAACCAGGUUCAGGAAUCAUCCAUCAGAUUGUUUUAGAGAAUUACGCUUUCCCUGGAGUUCUUUUGAUUGGAACUGACAGUCAUACACCAAAUGGAGGUGGUCUUGGUGGCUUGUGCAUUGGAGUGGGUGGUGCAGAUGCAGUUGAUGUUAUGGCAGGACUCCCAUGGGAACUCAAAUGUCCAAAGGUGAUUGGUGUGAAAUUGACUGGCAAGCUGAGUGGCUGGACAUCGCCAAAGGAUGUUAUUUUGAAGGUUGCUGGAAUUCUCACCGUAAAAGGUGGAACUGGUGCCAUUGUCGAAUAUCAUGGACCUGGGGUUGAUUCGAUUUCUUGCACAGGAAUGGGUACCAUCUGCAAUAUGGGUGCUGAAAUCGGUGCAACAACUUCCGUCUUUCCCUUUGGACCAAGCAUGGCAAGAUUUCUGCAUGCAUCCAAUAGAUCGUCUAUAUCUGAUUUGGCGGCCAAGUAUCAACACAUACUCUCUCCUGAUGAAAACGCGCCUUAUGACGAGCUGAUCGAGAUAAACUUGAGUGAACUUGAGCCUCAUGUGAAUGGCCCCUUCACUCCUGAUCUUGCUCAUCCAAUUGGAAAGCUUGGAGAAAAUGCAAAAGCUAAUGGUUGGCCGACCGAUAUAAAAGUUGGGUUGAUUGGAAGCUGCACCAACAGCAGUUAUGAAGACAUGACGCGAGCCGCUAGUGUUGCAAAACAGGCCUUGAGUCAUGGCAUUAAAGCGAAAUCGUUGUACACCGUUACACCUGGAUCAGAACAGAUUAGAGCUACGAUAGAACGUGACGGAAUCGCAGAGACACUAAGAGACUUUGGUGGCACUGUUUUAGCAAAUGCCUGUGGCCCAUGUAUUGGACAGUGGGACAGACAAGAUGUACCAAAAGGAGAAAAGAACACAAUCGUGACGUCAUACAACAGAAAUUUCACUGGUAGGAACGAUGCCAACAUAAACACGCAUGCGUUUGUUGCAUCACCUGAGAUUGUUACAGCUUUGGCAAUUGCUGGAGAUUUGAAUUUCAACCCGGAAACAGACUCCCUUAAGGGCAGCAAUGGCGAAGAAUUCAAACUGGAAAGUCCUUAUGGUGAUGAAUUACCUGAAAAGGGAUUUGAUCCUGGAAUGGACACGUACCAGGAACCACCUGCAGAUGGCUCAUCCCUCACCGUUGAUGUUGACCCAAAUAGCAAUCGUCUUCAGUUGUUGGAACCUUUCGAUAAAUGGAAUGGGAAAGAUUAUGAGGACUUGUUGAUAUUAAUCAAGAUUAAAGGAAAAUGUACCACAGAUCACAUCAGCAUGGCAGGACCAUGGCUCAAAUACAGAGGCCAUCUUGACAAUAUUUCAAAUAACAUGUUCAUUGGUGCAAUUAACACCGAAAAUGGCGAAGCCAAUAAUGUUAAGAAUUUGUUAACUGGAGAAUAUGGAGCAGUCCCUGACACAGCAAGGCAUUACAAGGCUCAAGGAAUGGGUUGGGUUGCUAUUGGAGACGAAAACUACGGUGAAGGAAGUAGCCGAGAACACGCAGCUUUGGAGCCAAGACAUUUGGGAGCACGGGCAAUCAUAGUAAAGAGUUUUGCACGGAUCCACGAAACAAAUCUCAAGAAACAAGGUAUUUUGCCAUUGGUCUUCGAAAACCCAUCAGACUACGACAAAAUACAACCAAAUGAUAGAGUUUCUCUGCUAGGAUUAAGUGAACUUUCACCCGGAAAGCCUGUUUCUUGCCGAAUCAAACAUGCAGAUGGAAGCACCGAAACCUUUAAUUUACUGCAUACAAUGAACGAGGGACAAAUCACAUGGUUCAGAGCUGGAAGUGCGCUGAACAGAAUGGCUGAAUUAAAACAGUAAUAACUAAAAAUAAUGGUUAUUUAUCAAUGUAUAUUUGCGAGAAAUAGUUCGUUUCAAAUGGCUAGUUUUGUUUAGGAAAAGAAUUUUAAAACAAAUAGCCUUAGUUCUUUGAUGUGUGUGUUGCAAAUGGCAUACCCCGUUGUCGCCAGGUUUAACAGGAAUUUUUAAUUAAUGCUGAUUUUUGAUAUUUUAAGGCUAGUCGCAAUUAACCUUAGUCUUUGAAAAAUCAAACAACGAGCAGAGAAUGAGUGUUUAAUUUUUUGUUUUUCUACAUGAAUUAAAUAUUUCUCAGUGAA
Messenger RNA from Rhopilema esculentum, 2785 nucleotides. RefSeq names its product aconitate hydratase, mitochondrial. Gene Ontology annotation, biological process: tricarboxylic acid cycle. Gene Ontology annotation, cellular component: mitochondrion; cytosol. Gene Ontology annotation, molecular function: 4 iron, 4 sulfur cluster binding; aconitate hydratase activity. The record is from RefSeq and is a predicted model, not a curated record. Lineage: Eukaryota; Metazoa; Cnidaria; Scyphozoa; Rhizostomeae; Rhizostomatidae.